Messenger RNA from Xenia sp. Carnegie-2017, 846 nucleotides. RefSeq lists its product as uncharacterized. Bases 1 to 846 code for a protein of 281 amino acids. Gene Ontology annotation, biological process: regulation of transcription by RNA polymerase II. The transcript is spliced from 2 exons. NCBI's taxonomy places the organism in Eukaryota, Metazoa, Cnidaria, Anthozoa, Malacalcyonacea, Xeniidae. Gene Ontology annotation, cellular component: transcription regulator complex; nucleus. The record is from RefSeq and is a predicted model, not a curated record.
AUGGCGGAUAAUACUGAAUUGAUGCUCACCAAAUUAUUAAGUUUUCAGAGAAGCAAUCCGCAUGUCAAUUAUUAUGGUAGCCAAAUAUUUACUGGAUCUGAAGAAUCCACGUAUAUAUUGGAUCAAGAUAUAAUGCAGAAGACGACGGCGACUGAAGAUGUUUCCAAGGAGCAGCAACUGCUUAGCCAAACCAGUGAUAAUACGAUAGACAAUUUUGGACAUAACGAAGAGAGCGAGUACUCUUUACAAAGUCAGAAUCACUUCAGUAGUAAUUUGACUGAUGAAGUGUGGAAUUAUCCUUGCCUAUGGGAUUUGAAGUCCAAAGGGUUCAAGAACAGUGUUAUGAAGAAACAAGCAUGGUUAAAAAUUUCAGAGCAACUCCAUGUGCAAGCAAUUGAAGCAGAAAAUGAGUUCAAAAGGUUAAGAGAAAAUUUCCGAAAGUGUCUGAAAAAGAGAGAAUUGGAAUCACGAUCUGGAGCAGAAGCAAAAAAGUUACCCACAUGUGCCUUCUUUGUUGAAUUGAGUUUCCUUAGAGAUAGUGUUUCUAAUAGAAAAUCAACAAGCAAUGUGAAUGUACCCAGACUAUCAGAUAGUCGAUCAUCGUCACCAUUUGAUUUAACUCAAGUAUCCUCAGGCAGUUCCAAUGAAAUAGCAAUUGCUGCACCUGGAAUGAGAAAUCCAUCACCCAAGCCCAAACCAUCCUCAGAAAUCAUAGCAGCCUCAACGAAAACUCGAAAACGAAAAGAAGAUGAUGACCCUUUAAAUGCAGCUCUUACUGCAGCAAUAGUCAAAGACAUUAAUAAAUCUGGUGAAGACACAAAUGAUUCUGAUUUACUUUUUUUGUAA